GAUGAAACCUGGAAGACCGGUCCUCUAAUCUUGCCUCAGGAUCCAUACGAGAGAGCCAGAGUUCGUUUCUGGGCCAAUUUCAUUGAUCAGCAUCUCAUACCUAGCACAGCUAAGGUCUGGUCAACCACUGGGGAAGAACAACAGAAGGCUCAAGAGGAAAUUUUGGAAAAGUUGAGAAUUCUUGAAGAGGGGUUGAAGACCACAAAUCAUGAAAAUGAUAAUUUGGGACUCCUACAAAUCUUGUUGGUUACUCUAUUUGGUUCAUAUAAAGCAUAUGAAGAGGUGCUUGGUGUGAAGAUUUUGGUUCCAGAAAACACCCCACUACUUUAUUCAUGUGUGACAAGUUUAAACAAGUUGCCACUGGCGAAGGAAAUUUGUCCUCCUCAUGAUAAGCUGGUUGCGUUACUCAACGUUUAUAGACAAAAGUUAUUAAAAUCCAACACCAACUGAGCGCUUCUGCUUUUGUGAGUUUGCGAAUAUGUUACGUUAGUAUCUCGUCACUCGACUUUGGGACUUUAUCUAAUAAAGUCAUUGAACUUUGUUUUGUAUCUUAGGCAAAUUGUAUCAAUGUGUAUUAUUUGUUGAUUCUGCCUAUAAUAAAAUGUAUGACCACGUUUGAGAUCUAAUAAUAUCGUUUGCGAAACAUCAUAUAAA
This is a messenger RNA of Capsicum annuum, 654 nucleotides long. RefSeq names its product glutathione S-transferase U9. Gene Ontology annotation, cellular component: cytoplasm. Gene Ontology annotation, molecular function: glutathione transferase activity. The record is from RefSeq and is a predicted model, not a curated record. Lineage: Eukaryota; Viridiplantae; Streptophyta; Magnoliopsida; Solanales; Solanaceae. Gene Ontology annotation, biological process: glutathione metabolic process.